CCCUGAUUCUCUCCACAUCUCUCACCAGUCACCACCAGAACCAAGCAAGCAAAAAAAGCGAGCACUCACUCACUCACUCACUAAUUCAGAUCUAAAGAUUCCAAAUCGCGUAAAAGAACCGCAAGAAAUCUAGAAACUUUCUUGUCUAGCCAUGGAAACGACGCCGUCAGAGUCAUCUUCUACGCCAUCAACAACAGUACCAAAGAAGAAGCAAGGAUUAGGAUGGGUAGAAUGGCUAAGAGGAUGGAUGUACAUACUAUACGAGAUGUUAUUUCAGCGAAUCAUGGCUAGUCACUUGCAGAACCCUCUCUCUUUACCUCCUAUCAACAAUCUCACUUGCAUUGUCACCGGAUCCACCAGCGGUAUCGGUCUCCAAAUCGCCAGGCAAUUGGCGGAAUCCGGAGCCCAUGUUGUUAUGGCUGUUAGGAAUACCAAAGCAGCGCAUGAUUUGAUUCAUAAAUGGCAGUCCGAAUGGACUGGACUCGGCCUUCCUCUUAAUAUCGAGGUGAUGGAGCUUGAUCUUUUGUCCUUGGAAUCGGUUUCGAGGUUUGCCGAAGCCUGGAAUGCGCGAAUGGGACCUUUGCAUGUUCUUAUUAAUAACGCUGGAAUAUUUUCCAUUAGAGGACCACAAAAGUUCUCAAAGGAUGGGUAUGAAGAACACAUGCAAGUGAAUCAUCUAGCUCCAGCAUUGCUUUCGAUAUUGCUUUUGCCAUCCUUAAUUAGAGGCUCUCCAAGCAGAAUUAUCAAUGUGAAUUCAGUUAUGCAUUAUGUUGGCUUCGUUGACACUGAAGACAUGAAUGUUAUUUCUGGAAAGAGAAAGUAUACAAGCUUAGUUGGAUACACCGGCAGCAAGUUAGCACAGGUCAUGUUUAGUAGUGUUCUGCACAGGCGGCUUCCAGCUGAAUCUGGCAUCAGUGUAUUAUGUGUUUCCCCUGGAGUAGUCCAAACGAAUGUUGCAAGGGAUCUUCCCAAAAUUGUGCAAGCUGGUUAUCACCUAAUACCGUAUUUUAUCUUCAAUGCCCAAGAAGGUUCCAGGAGUGCUCUUUUUUCAGCAACUGAUCCUCAGAUUCCUGAAUACUGUGAGUUGUUAAAAUCAGAUGACUGGCCAGUUUGUGCAUUCAUUUCUCAAGAUUGUCGACCAACAAAUCCUUCCGAAGAAGCACACAACAUCGACACCGCGUAUGAAGUGUGGGAGAAGACUUUAGAGAUGAUCGGCCUGCCUUCGGAUGCUAUAGAGAAGUUAAUAGAAGGGGAAGAAGUUAGGUGCCGUUAUGGGGAACGUCAGGAGUAGACAUUGUGCUGCUAUCACACGGGAAGGUACUAGUUCUUACCAGGCAGUUAACUUGGAAUGCAUGUAUACUAAGUAUUUUUAACAUCAAUCCUUAGAUUUGUGAUCAUUUCUAUCGUGUAAUGGAAAGUUGUUUUACAUCACUAUAUGAAUUUUCCCAGUAGGUUUGAGCAAGGCAGCCUUUAACAUGCUGCUCCGCUGCACCACACAGAUUUCUUCAUGUAAAUUACUGCUGUCUCCAGACCUGUAUAUUUCUUGGAUAAUUAGAGGACAGAAGGAAAAGAAUGGAUAACCAGACAUGAAAGACUUUCAUGCAUUCCUGUCC
This is a messenger RNA of Populus trichocarpa (black cottonwood), 1613 nucleotides long. Its product is annotated as dehydrogenase/reductase SDR family member FEY. NCBI's taxonomy places the organism in Eukaryota, Viridiplantae, Streptophyta, Magnoliopsida, Malpighiales, Salicaceae. Bases 152 to 1291 code for a protein of 379 amino acids. The transcript is spliced from 7 exons. The record is from RefSeq and is a predicted model, not a curated record.